Molecule: messenger RNA, 337 nt
Organism: Durusdinium trenchii
Lineage: Eukaryota; Dinophyceae; Suessiales; Symbiodiniaceae
Source: the annotation of a GenBank genome assembly
AUGUGGAUGUUAGUCAUUACUGCCGUCGCUAUGAUGACCAUGGAGUUUCUGCCAAAGGUGCCUCUGCAGAUUUUCAAGGUGAUCCCCUCGUCAUUGAUGGCGAUCCUGAUGGCCAUCCUCUUGGAGUUCGCCGUUGUGCGGAAUUGUGGCUCUCGCACCGCCACCAUUGGUGAUGUCAGCGAGUUCACUCGGGAGACGGCCUUCCCCAUCCCCUUCUUCGUGAAUUCACCAGCCACGGGCUAUGACUUGCACAAGAUCGUGGGCUCGUGGAGUGCCAUUCAGAAUAUCAUUGUCCAGGGUUUCCUUGGCAUCAAAAGUCGGGCAUUGGUGGAAGUAU